Messenger RNA from Synchiropus splendidus (mandarinfish), 3038 nucleotides. It is a transcript of the gene clcn4, whose product is annotated as chloride channel, voltage-sensitive 4. The coding region runs from base 140 to 2449 and encodes 769 amino acids. The transcript is spliced from 12 exons. Gene Ontology annotation, cellular component: membrane; early endosome; Golgi apparatus. Lineage: Eukaryota; Metazoa; Chordata; Actinopteri; Syngnathiformes; Callionymidae. Gene Ontology annotation, molecular function: voltage-gated chloride channel activity. The record is from RefSeq and is a predicted model, not a curated record. Gene Ontology annotation, biological process: transmembrane transport; chloride transport.
AUUUCCGCUGCAUUCUGGGAAAAAUCUCGGCUACAUUUGUUUAUGUAUGGAAUUUUUAUUCACCCCCAAAAUGUCCAUAGAGCCAUUAUUUAUAUAAACCUGACGUAGGCAAAUUGCAAUACGACCUGCCGUCACCGCCAUGGACUCCAAUGAAGGUCUCAGUGGAGCCACACCCACUGAAGAAAUGAACGGUGCAGGGAACCUGAUGGACUUCUUGGACGAACCUUUCCCUGACGUGGGGACCUAUGAAGACUUUCACACCAUUGACUGGCUGCGAGAGAAAUCCAGGGAUACAGAUCGACACCGAAAGAUCACCAGUAAGAGUAAGGAGUCACUUUGGGAGCUGAUAAAAAGUCUGUUGGAUGCCUGGUCAGGAUGGGUUGUGAUGCUGCUCAUCGGUCUGCUCUCAGGGACACUGGCAGGUGUCAUUGACCUGGCUGUGGACUGGAUGACUGACCUGAAGGAGGGGGUGUGCCUUUCAGCGUUCUGGUACAGUCACGAACAAUGCUGCUGGACGUCCAAUGAGACCACGUUUGAUGACCGGGACAAAUGCCCACAAUGGCAAAAAUGGGCAGAGCUGAUGACAGGUCACACUGAGGGUGCAGGCGCAUACCUACUGAACUAUUUCCUGUACGUCCUUUGGGCUCUGCUGUUUUCCUUUCUGGCUGUGUCACUGGUUCGAGUCUUUGCUCCGUACGCAUGUGGAUCAGGGAUCCCUGAGAUCAAGACCAUCUUGAGCGGCUUUAUCAUCCGAGGCUACCUGGGCAAGUGGACGCUUCUAAUCAAGACCGUCACACUGGUUUUGGCUGUGUCAUCUGGCCUCAGUCUCGGAAAGGAGGGGCCACUGGUCCACGUAGCAUGUUGCUGUGGCAACCUUUUCUGCAGUCUCUUCUCCAAGUACAGCAAGAACGAGGGGAAGCGCAGAGAGGUCUUGUCAGCUGCAGCAGCUGCUGGAGUUUCAGUUGCCUUUGGAGCACCCAUUGGAGGAGUUCUGUUCAGUUUGGAGGAGGUCAGCUACUACUUUCCUCUGAAGACUCUGUGGCGUUCCUUCUUUGCAGCACUUGUUGCUGCCUUCACACUUCGCUCCAUCAACCCAUUUGGAAACAGCCGCCUAGUUCUUUUCUACGUGGAGUACCACACUCCCUGGUACAUGGCAGAGCUGGUGCCUUUCAUCCUGCUUGGUGUGUUUGGUGGCCUCUGGGGGACACUGUUCAUCCGCGCUAACAUUGCCUGGUGUCGCCGCCGGAAGACCACACAGCUGGGGAAGUACCCAGUCCUUGAGGUCAUUGCAGUGACUGGGAUUACUGCAGUUCUGGCAUUCCCCAACCCAUACACCAGACGCAGUACCAGUGAGCUGAUCUCCGAAUUGUUCAAUGACUGUGGUGCACUUGAAUCUUCUCAAUUAUGUGACUACAUCAACAACCCCAACAUGAGCCGGCCCGUUGAUGACAUCCCGGAUCGGCCUGCUGGUCCAGGUGUCUACAAUGCUCUGUGGCAGCUGGCUCUUGCGCUCAUCUUCAAAAUCGUUAUCACAAUCUUCACGUUCGGCAUGAAGAUACCCUCAGGUCUCUUUAUACCAAGCAUGGCGGUGGGUGCCAUCGCAGGUCGGAUCGUGGGCAUUGCCGUUGAGCAGAUGGCAUAUCACCACCAUGACUGGAUCAUCUUCAAGAACUGGUGCCGACCUGGUGCAGAUUGUGUCACACCUGGACUUUAUGCCAUGGUGGGAGCGGCUGCAUGUCUUGGUGGUGUGACCAGAAUGACGGUAUCUUUAGUGGUCAUCAUGUUUGAGCUGACGGGUGGUCUGGAGUAUAUUGUUCCUUUGAUGGCUGCUGCUGUCACCAGUAAGUGGGUGGCAGACGCGUUUGGAAAGGAGGGCAUUUAUGAGUCGCACAUCCAACUGAAUGGGUAUCCCUACUUGGAUGUCCGGGACGAGUUCACACAUCGUACACUUGCUGCUGACGUGAUGCGGCCACGGCGCAGUGACCCGCCACUAGCCUUGCUGACGCAGGACGCCACCACACUGGAGGAUGUGGAGACACUGAUCAAAGACACAGACUACAAUGGAUUCCCUGUUGUCGUGUCGCGAGAGUCUGAGAGAUUGAUUGGCUUUGUUCAGCGUCGUGACCUGACGCUGGCUGUCAAGAACGCCCGUCGUCAGCAGGAGGGCGUGGUCAGCAGCUCGGUAGUUUACUUUACAGAGGAUGCACCACAGCUGCCACCCACUGACCCACAGCCCCUGAAGCUGCGCCGCAUCCUCAACCUGAGCCCCUUCACCGUCACUGACCACACACCCAUGGAGACUGUUGUGGAUAUUUUCCGUAAAUUGGGCUUACGCCAGUGUCUAGUGACACGCAGCGGACGUCUACUGGGCAUUAUCACAAAGAAGGACGUGCUUCGUCACAUGGCCCAGAUGAUGAACCAGGACCCUGAAUCCAUCAUGUUUAACUAGUCCAGAUCACCACACUCAGACUCCAGCCUCUCAUGCUGAACCAACGUCCUGAUAAUGCAGCUGGUCCAGUGUCAAGCCCCGCCUACUGCAGUCACUGAUCUCGCCUGUAAUGGUGUCAAGACGUUCUCUGUGCCACACUACUAACAACAAACUGUGUCUAUCUUAACUGGAACCCUCAUUUCUAUCACCUGCCUCUUCCAACACAAUGAUUUUACUAAUUUAGUUUGCUGCUAUGUUAUCCAAGUGAAUGAAAGUGGCCGUGCUGACUUUCAUCACACUCAGUAGAAUAACAGCUCAUGAUGUGAAGGACAGGACAUGAACCGUCAACAUUUAGAAAGAGAAACAAUCAGUGGCAAUGGCUUCUAGUGAAGGACUGAAUUUAACACUACAUUUGACUAAUUUAUGAAGUUUAUUUAUUAUCAUGUAAAUAAACGUGUUUAUUAUUGUGGAAUAUUUUGAAUGUAUUUAAAUGGUUCUGUGUCAGGUAUCCCUUUUGUGGGUUUGUUUUGUUUUUUUCCUUACACUGAGACUGGCAUUUUUCCUUUUAAAAAUCAUUCAAUGUGAAUAAAUAAAUAUACAUUUAAUUGUG